Messenger RNA from Dentiscutata erythropus, 125 nucleotides. The record is from the annotation of a GenBank genome assembly. Lineage: Eukaryota; Fungi; Glomeromycota; Glomeromycetes; Diversisporales; Gigasporaceae.
UUUAAAAAGUAAGAUUAUGCGUGUACAACCUCAGUCUAAUUGCAGGUCAUAUAAUGAUGAUCAUUACAGCAUUAAUCAAGAUUUUUCGGGAAUUUACGCACCACCCACAGUUUUAUUCAUGCCAU